Messenger RNA from Aspergillus nidulans FGSC A4, 315 nucleotides. RefSeq lists its product as uncharacterized. The record is from RefSeq and is a predicted model, not a curated record. The coding region runs from base 1 to 315 and encodes 104 amino acids. The transcript has 5 exons. NCBI's taxonomy places the organism in Eukaryota, Fungi, Ascomycota, Eurotiomycetes, Eurotiales, Aspergillaceae.
AUGGUCGAGUCCGGGAUGUCGCUGAUUGACGUUUCUGAGGUUGAGAAAUCUCAAGAAUCCAGGAUCAGAGUUAUACUUAGAGUUAGGGUCUAUGACACCAGAUUAACUCAAUCGGAAUACCGGGACAAAGCUAGGAGUAGUGAGACAGACGUUGUGGUUGGCUCAAGCGGGCUUCCAUGGGAUGCCUGGCAAAGGGCGAGAUUGUACUACACCCAUCCACAAGGGGGUCCAACUUUGGACCACCAUAACCCGUCCAGCAUAAGCCCGACGGGUGACUUAAGAGGGCAGACAGGAGCAGUGUAUGAUGUAGUCUAA